AUGAUAACCCCAUUCUUCACAAUAAGUCAAGAUGACGAGUUUGUAUACGUUGAUGUGAAGAUUCUGCAUAUACGGUUCAGUGCUUCCAAUAUAGAGAUGGUUAUGGAGGGGGAACUUUUCAUAUUUUCGUUAGCACCAUACUAUUUACGGUUGAGACUACCAUAUCCGUGUGUGGACGAUGAGCGCGCAAAUGCAGUGUUCGACUCCAAGUCAGAAUGUGUGAAAGUUAAAAUACCAAAGGAAAACAAAGGACAAUUUUUCCCAGAUUUAGACUUGACAGCCAAGUUGUUGGCCAGAACAAACGAACCCGGGAACUUGCACCAGCUGCUGCUGGUGCCGCUGCCGCUGCCCAAGAAACCAUUGAUUGAAGAGUUGGAUGUAGACAAUCAGAUUAAAAAUCGUCAAGCUGAAAGAGAUUUAGAAGAAGGAGAGAAUUUUGAUUGGGAGGUAAAGCAAGAAGUGCCAAGGAAUCCUACUUUGGAAGUGGGAAGAGGUAGUGGUGAUGAUGAUGAAAAAGACGAGGAAGGUAUAACUCUCAAUAUCUCAUCUGGGUUUAAAUAUGGCUUCAACAAUCAAUAUGACGGUAUUAUUGGAGUCAGUGUUUCCAAUGGAAAUGACAUCAAUAGUCUAGGCGAUCCCGAGGCAACCCCAGCAAAUGAUAGAAUUAUAGAGCGAUUGAUUAAAGAGAAUAUUCAAUUUGAUCCAGAAAUUUAUGCAGCCGAUUAUAUGAUGGAAAAGUAUCCAGUUGAAGAUGAUGAUAAAUCAUUUAAAGAGAUUUUGGAAUGGAAAGAUCCUGCGGCUCAGGAAUAUGUGAAGUGGUAUGCAUCUCAAGCAGAAUUACAUGAACAGGAGCGAACUGCAGUGGUACCGGUUGAGUUUACGAAGAAGGAGCAUGAGCAGAUGAUGAAUCUACCUAGAAGAUCGUACUUGAUAGAAGACUCAUACAAGCGGGAAGUACUAGUAAGUAUGUGUUGUCUACUUUUUGCUUAUCAUUUUGAUUUGAGAGAGACUGAAGGUGAACAUAACGUUGAAAGUGCUUGGACAGUAGGCAAGAUUGCUCCACAGUUUUCUUUUUUGGAUUCGAAAUUGAUCUUGCAGAAGCAUGAGAAUCUCUUGAAAUCGGCGAUAAUAACAUGUAUAAGAAGAGCAGUCACACUUCCGCUUCAUAGAAGUUUUGAAAUGUGCAAGAAGGUCUGGCUCGACGUAUCCUACAUUAUCCGGGGGGGCAAAAGGUUAAUUCUCAAAUCUUUAUUGGGUAUGAAAGAAUUGUUCAGAUUUCAUAGUAUUUACUAUGUCUAUGAUAAGAUAUGGUUAGAAGACUUGUGUUCGUACUUGAUAAGUGAAAAUGUCACUGAGGCUGAACUAAAAAACCUCGGUUACAAACUAUGGUGUCAGUUGUGCCAAGUAAACGAAUCUGAAAUAACUUUUGAAAAGAUUGCGAAUGAGAAGGAGGAGGAGGAAGAGGAGGAGGAGGAGGAGGAGGAGGAGGAGGAGGAGGAGGAAGAGGAAAAGAAAGUAAAGGAUGGACAUGAAAGUAUUGAUAGUAAUAAAAACGAAGAGGUGACGAUUGUGUUGUCUCUUGAAGACAUCCACAAAAUGGUCGAAGAGCUGUAUAUAAAUAUUAGAAACAGUUGCGGUGAGAUGAGAUGA
Molecule: messenger RNA, 1650 nt
Organism: Lodderomyces oxycetoniae
Lineage: Eukaryota; Fungi; Ascomycota; Pichiomycetes; Serinales; Debaryomycetaceae
Product: Hsp90 cochaperone
Exons: 1
Coding region: 1-1650 (549 amino acids)
Biological process (GO): box H/ACA snoRNP assembly
Cellular component (GO): cytoplasm; nucleoplasm
Source: RefSeq, a predicted model, not a curated record